AUGAUUACUGAUAGAGAUAGUAUUACCUUGAAAGAGCAAGUAAUAUUUUAAGGAGGCCAAGAAGGCAAGAGAGUCUGGGAAGCAGGAAUCGCAAUAUCCAGAUAUAUUAUCUCAAAUAAAGGCUUAUUCCAAGGAAAAGCAAUCCUUGAUCUUGGAAGUGGCACUGGAAUAGGAGCAUUAACUCUGAUGAAGUUCACUGAGGCUUAAAAAGUUAUUCUUUCAGACUAUACUGAAGAAAUUUUAGAGCUAUUAACAUAAAAUAGAGCUCUUUAGCCUCGGUCUCAAGUAGCUGUAGAUACAAAAUUAGUAGAUUGGACAAUAUAAGAAACUUAUGAAUAGCUGUAUGAAGUUAAAAUUGACUUUGUAAUAGCGACAGACGUGAUAUACAAAGGCUCGCCUUAUGAUCAUUUAGCCACUUUACUAUACAUAUUAGCUGAGAAAUAAAACCCAAGAAUUCUGAUUAUAAUACCAAGGUAGCGAGAUUGCUGUCAAGACUUUCUUAGAAUAAUGAAAGAAAAAGGUUUCAAUUGGACUGAGACUGAACUUAAUGAUAAUCUUUAUUCUUAAAAGGCUCUUGAAAAUCAGAAAGAUAGUGAUAAAUUUUAUCCUGGUCUGAAAUCUCUCAAUUUUGUUUUAUAUACUUUUAACUUAUGA
Molecule: messenger RNA, 654 nt
Organism: Stylonychia lemnae
Lineage: Eukaryota; Ciliophora; Spirotrichea; Sporadotrichida; Oxytrichidae
Source: the annotation of a GenBank genome assembly